This is a messenger RNA of Esox lucius (northern pike), 679 nucleotides long. RefSeq names its product low affinity immunoglobulin gamma Fc region receptor III-like. Bases 51 to 641 code for a protein of 196 amino acids. Gene Ontology annotation, biological process: cell surface receptor signaling pathway. The transcript is spliced from 4 exons. Gene Ontology annotation, molecular function: transmembrane signaling receptor activity. NCBI's taxonomy places the organism in Eukaryota, Metazoa, Chordata, Actinopteri, Esociformes, Esocidae. The record is from RefSeq and is a predicted model, not a curated record.
UCUGGUAGAGCUGCUGUAGAUCACAGAGGGUCAAUCAUCAUCAACCCAGGAUGGAAGUGACACCACUCUAUUGGAUACUCUUGCUUUUCAUCUCCAGAGUGGCUGCAGGUCAGUCUCCAGGUUCUCUGAUUGUCAGACCCAACAGAUCUCAGUUCUUUGAAUAUGAGUCUGUUACUCUAAGCUGUGAGGUUCUGGGUGGUUCUAAGGGAAGGAGACUAGAGAGGAACCCAACAAGUGGAAAGCGUACAAGAUGUGGUGAUGGAUGGGGGAGGGUGGAUGGAACCAACUGCAUCAUCUCCUCAACCAAAUCAACAGACAGUGGAGAGUAUGUCUGUGGCUCUGGAGAACUCAACAACGCUGUCAACAUUGUAGUAACUGAUGGUCAUGUGAUCCUGGAGAGCCCCGCCCUUCCUGUGACUGAGGGAUUUAAUGUGACUCUGAAGUGCAGAAAUAAGACAAAUCCCUCUGACCUCACAACUGAUUUCUACAAAGAUGGAUCCCUCAUCAGGACUGAGUCUACAGGAGUGAUGACCAUCCCUGCAGUAUCACAGUCAGAUGAAGGACUUUACAGCUGUAGACAUCCUGAACUAGGAAGAUCACCAGAGAGCUGGAUGACUGUGACAGGUGAGAAUAUGAACUAGGAGAAUCACCAGAUAGAUGGAUGACUGUGACAGGUGAG